Messenger RNA from Amorphotheca resinae ATCC 22711, 2996 nucleotides. RefSeq lists its product as hypothetical. The record is from RefSeq and is a predicted model, not a curated record. Lineage: Eukaryota; Fungi; Ascomycota; Leotiomycetes; Helotiales; Amorphothecaceae. Gene Ontology annotation, biological process: double-strand break repair via single-strand annealing, removal of nonhomologous ends; nucleotide-excision repair involved in interstrand cross-link repair; resolution of meiotic recombination intermediates. The coding region runs from base 1 to 2817 and encodes 938 amino acids. Gene Ontology annotation, molecular function: single-stranded DNA endonuclease activity; damaged DNA binding; single-stranded DNA binding. Gene Ontology annotation, cellular component: nucleotide-excision repair factor 1 complex. The transcript is spliced from 2 exons.
AUGUCGUCGGCGAACGGUGACCAGCAGCCCGUGAGGCUGUCGCUACCACUGAAAUACCAGCAAGAACUCUUCCAGGAGCUGCGACAAAAGGAUGAGCUUGUCAUCCUUGCGCGUGGUCUUGGUCUCCUUCGACUCGUUACCAACCUCCUCCACUCCUACGAUGCCGCGGGGAACCAUCUUAUACUAGUGAUCGGAGCAGAAGAGAGGGAGAAUGGCUGGAUUGGAGAAUCCCUGGCGGAGCACGCUGCUAUCAGCAUGUCUCCGAAGGCGAGAGGUCUUAACGUAGUCAACACGGAUGUCAUGAGCGUAGGAACGAGAGAGAAAAUGUAUGCACAGGGAGGAAUCUUCAGCAUCACAUCCAGAAUUCUUGUCGUCGACCUCUUGACCAACUUGCUGAACCCCGAAACCAUUACGGGGCUUGUGGUACUACAUGCGGACCGAAUAGUUGCUACGUCCCUGGAGGCUUUCAUUCUUCGGAUCUAUAGGCAGAAGAACAAAGUUGGGUUCCUCAAGGCGUUCUCAGAUAACCCGGAGCCCUUCACCACCGGAUUCGCGCCACUUUCGACCAUGAUGCGGAAUCUAUUUCUACGAAAUGUAUCGCUGUGGCCACGCUUCCAGGUUCUUGUGGCCCAGUCCCUGGAAGGAAAGAAGAAGGCAGAAGUUAUUGAACUUGAAGUUCCAAUGUCUGACUCCAUGCGAGAUAUCCAGAAUGCUAUUAUGGAAUGUGUUGAAGUCAGUAUUGGGGAGCUGAAGAAGGCCAACUCGGGCCUGGAUAUGGAAGACUGGAACGUUGAUAGCGCCCUUCACAAGCAAUUUGACCUAGUUGUGAGAAGACAACUGGAUCCAGUCUGGCAUAGAGUCAGCUGGAGAACUAAACAGAUCGUCAAUGACCUGACAGUAUUGCGAGGAAUGCUUCACACUCUGCUCACGUAUGAUGCUGUCUCGUUCAAUCGACAUUUGGAUACUAUCCUUGCAGCACACUCCCCUCCUCCUGGAUCCACAAGGCAAAAUCAGUCCCCAUGGCUAUUUCUCGAUGCUGCUCAUACUAUAUUUGAUACUGCCAAGCGGAGAGUAUAUACAGGGAAAGUGGUCAAAGCCGGAGCAGAGGAUAUUGAGUCGCUUCGGCCAGUCCUAGAGGAGCAGCCUAAAUGGGCAAUUCUAACAGAGGUGCUAGAGGAAAUUGAUCGAGAUCUCUAUUUCAAUCCCGUUGUACGGGACGACUCGAACAACACCGUCUUGAUUAUGUGUACGGAUACGGCCCAAUGCCGUCAAUUACGAGAAUAUCUCCAAACUAUGCAUAUACGUCCCGGAGGCGAUGAAGCUACUGACGACGAGGAAAACGAGCAUGAACCUUCUGCGGCCUUUAUGAUGAGAAGGAAGCUCAGAAACUACUUGAAAUGGAAGAAGGAAUUCGCCAAGAUAAGCGCAUCUCUCUUUGCAGAGAACCAGACGGCUCUGGAUGGUGCCAAAAGCACAAAAAACAUUUCGAACCAAGCUUUUCGAGGGAAAGCGCCUGCGAAUAAAAGGAGAAGAGUCAGAGGUGGUGGAGCAGCUGGUUCAGGCACGUCACGUGCUUCUAACAGUCCAGGUAGUGUGCUAGCAGCAGAGGACAAACCGUUGGAGGUAGCCACUCUGAUUUCUGAGAUACGGCCCACGGAAGUAGAGGCUGCACAGAAAGAAGAAGUCGUCGCGGAUCCGUUAGAUGAUAUGGAAGACUAUUACCAGCUCUACGAUAUGCAAGAUCUCGUUUUAAUCCAUGCCUAUGACGGAGACAUGGACGAGCAUGUUCUUGAAGAAGUCAAACCGCGGUACAUAGUUAUGUACGAACCAGACACUUCUUUUGUCCGCCGGGUUGAAGUCUAUCGCUCAUCCCACAAUGACCGUAAUGUACGAGUGUACUUCCUCUAUUAUGGCGGCUCCGUGGAAGAACAACGGUAUUUAUCCUCAGUCAGGCGUGAAAAGGAUGCUUUCACCAAACUCAUCAAAGAGAAGUCUACUAUGUCGGUCGUUAUGACGCUGGAUGCGCAUGGCGUCGAAGAUCCACAAGAAGCUUUCCUCCGGACGAUCAACACUCGGAUAGCAGGCGGUGGUAGACUCGCAGCUACCGCUCAGCCCCCGCGGGUCGUAGUUGAUGUGCGGGAGUUUCGCUCUUCACUUCCUUCUCUCCUGCACGGAAGGUCUAUGGUCAUAGUUCCUUGCAUGCUCACGGUAGGGGAUUACAUCCUUUCACCUAACAUCUGCAUCGAGCGGAAGUCGAUCAAGGAUUUGAUAUCCUCCUUCAAAGAUGGCCGUCUAUACAACCAAGCGGAGACUAUGCUCCAACACUAUAAAUCACCCAUGCUGCUAAUAGAAUUCGACCAAAACAAAUCUUUCACCCUUGAACCAUUCGCUGAUCUCUCUGGCUCCCUCUCUUCGGUAUCCUCAAACGGCGCCUCGGACCUGCAAUCCAAGCUCGUGCUCCUCACGCUCGCAUUUCCAAGGCUGCGAAUAAUAUGGUCUUCUUCGCCCUAUCAAACAGCCGAGAUCUUCGAAUCCUUGAAAACCCAAGAAGCGGAGCCAGAUCCCAUCGAGGCGGUGAGGAUCGGGCUGGAAGGUGGGCAGAGAGCUGAAGAUCAAAGCUUCAACCGGGAGCCUCAAGACAUGUUACGAGUGGUGCCUGGUGUCACGAGCAAGAAUAUCAAGAAUCUGAUUAUUGAGAUGGGAAGUUUGAAGGACAUUGCCAAUGCAUCUGUUGAUGAGUUGGAGCCGAUCGUGGGGAAAGAGGCUGGGGGGCAGAUUCAUAGGUUCUUCAAUAAGAGCGUUUUCGACGAUGGAUGAGGGAAGUGGGCAACGGUAUUUUUUAGGUAUCUAGGACCUUAUAGCUUCCCAGUGUAACUAGGAGACAUGUAGGCUAGUGCGGUAAGCCGUUGGGGGAAUACGAUCAUGAAGAUCUCAGUCAAGAUGGAGAGCAUUUUAGCUGGUUACCUGCGUUAUGUGGCAAUUUCACGAUGAGUAGG